Magnolia sinica is the source of this 1120-nucleotide messenger RNA. RefSeq lists its product as uncharacterized. NCBI's taxonomy places the organism in Eukaryota, Viridiplantae, Streptophyta, Magnoliopsida, Magnoliales, Magnoliaceae. Bases 1 to 819 code for a protein of 272 amino acids. The record is from RefSeq and is a predicted model, not a curated record. The transcript has 5 exons.
AUGGCGGUGGAAGGUCUUGCUGGCUCAAGAGAGGAGGCUUGCCUCUCCUCCAAGGCCGGACCCGGCGUUGCCUCUCCUCCGCUCCUUUUUUCUGAGCCUCCGGCAUCGUCGGCGUUGAGAGUCCCCUCUCCGACAACUCCUUUGUCCUUCAAAGAGGCUUUCCAGGGAUCCGUUGUUCCUCCAAAAGGUGAGGUGAUGGAAAUUCACCAAACCACUAAGAGUUGGUCAGAUCUCCGAGCGGCUAAGAUGCAGAUUCGAACUAGGAAGUCGACAGAGAUUCCUUCUUCUGUGAGGGUUAAGGUGGGGCAGCUUUCCUUCGAUAUCUCUAUUUUUUGUGAAGAUUCCCCUCUGACCUCUGAAGAUACCGACGGCAAGGGUACGCAAUUGUCACUAGAGCCUGACAAGGAAGACGGUAUUCUGGAUGCGGUAGUCUGUGGACUACAGAACCAAGAAGAUUGGAUGCCCCAAGCAUUCCACUCGUGUCAUCGUUCUGAAGGGCACGUGGCUCUGGCUUCGCAACACGUGUCCCAAAAUCACCUGAGUUCAACUAUACACACGCCUCUUCCCUCUCUCGCGUCGAUUGAGAAGACCUUUGAGAACAACCUAGAAGGCUCGGUAUAUAUGCCUGAUCUUUUGUUGAUAGAUUUGCAGCCGCCCGUCUUUAUGAGACAAAGUGAGGGUACCAUAUCCUGCAAGGGAGGACUCCGUGUGGUGGAGGCCAUCCAAUUCAAGAGCGUUCACAGUGUCUCUUGGUCUAUGCCCUCUUCUCUAGACAACCUAUUUUGCUGCUGGCAUGGGGAGUCAAGAGGUGCGUUAUGAAAAUGAAAGUGGCGGUGUAUCUUCUUUGUGGUUCUUUGGGCGGUGUGGGCUGAACGCAAUAAAUAUUGUUUUAGGAACCUCUGUUCUUCAGCGGUUGUCAUGUUCUCAAGGGUUUUGGUUUUAUGUAGGGAUUGGGCCCCUUAAGGCCAGGAUGAUUUUGUUUUGUUGGAGCGCGUCGAUAGUUUUUCUGUUUUCUUCCCUUUUCUCCUUUCUCCAGGUCUCCCCUGUUUCUUUUGUUGCUUUUUUGUUUUGCUUUUGUAACCUUGCCGUUUCGGCUCUUUAAUAAAUUUUCUUAUCUCUA